Messenger RNA from Caenorhabditis sp. 36 PRJEB53466, 819 nucleotides. The record is from the annotation of a GenBank genome assembly. NCBI's taxonomy places the organism in Eukaryota, Metazoa, Nematoda, Chromadorea, Rhabditida, Rhabditidae.
AUGACGCCGUCUUCAGUUUUGACAACUCCAACUUCCGAACUUACUGUGUUGUUCUCCUUUUCCAUCUCCCAAUUCUUGUUUCAGUGGUAAGCUAGGAAGGAAUUCGUAUUCAAGUUAAAGUCCAUGUUAUUCUAGGCAAUGGAAGUGACGAUGAUAAUAACACAAAGUCUACCGACAGAAGUCAGACAUAAUUAUAUGUUGCUCAAUGCAAAUGUCGCUGACUCAAAUUACGCCGUUAUUGGAGAAUUGAGUUUGAAAACGAUUCCAAGCCUUAUUAACUUUUCUCUUAUUUCUGGAUCUGUUGUUCUCGCACCAUUUGUUGGUUUUGUGUUCCGCAAGUGAGUUCAACUGGAAGACAAUGUUGAUUCACUUUUUUUCAGCAAAAUAUUAUCGCGGAUCAACUCUCAUCUAGACAAAUCGUCACAGGUGAAAAAGAACCAAAGUCGUGUUUUUGUGAAGGUACCGUUUUUCGGUUCACAUUUUGGUUCUGAUAAUACUGGUUUUCAUUCCAGGGACUCACAAUUCAAGCUAUUCUUCCUCUUAUUUUCUACGUUCCAGUAUUUGGCCUGUACUUUUAUUGCAUUCUCACACGUAAGAAUGAUCACAAUUUGUACCAUGAUGAUUGGUUUUCGCUUUUUUUCAGAUCACGAGAUUCUUUUCCAACAGUACUUUAUGACAGUAGUACCUGCUCUUCCCGCACUCUUCGAUCCACUGCUCACUUUGUAUUUUGUGACCCCAUACAGAAGACAAGUGAAAAUAUGGAUGCGGCUCGAAAAAACGUCAAAAUUGAUGCCAGUUAUGACAUCACAAAUCAACUAA